CUGUCAUUCUGGUCACCCUCCGAGGGCAGGAAAGGCGGCGUGGCGAUUCUCGUUGAUCCUUAUGGGGCCUUGAAGGAUAUGGCACCGGUGUUUGAACGGCGAUGGGGCCCGCAUUUUAUGGCAGUACAAGGGCGCAUGCAUGGUCAGAGUCUGAUUGUUCUCAAUCUGUAUGCUCCCCAUCGAGUCCCGCAGAUAGAGACUUUCUUCCGCAGUCUGGCGGAUCUGGAAUUUCCGAGUGGGUCGCUGGUAGCUAUUGGAGGCGACUUCAACUGUACAUUGGACGAGGUAGCAGAUCGCAGCUACACCAGCCGCAGCGGUGCUCAUGACUCAAUCGCACUACGGGAGCUCUUGGCCGCCUGGGGUGCGGUGGAUCCCAUUGAGGAGACACGUCCACUCGAAUGGCCACAAGGAGCGUUACGGCAGCAUCACGCGGAGACCCACACGUACCGAUACGUAGUCGAUGGCCAUGGGGAUGCUUCCUCUCGAUUAGACCGAUGGUAUGUCACGGCUGCCCUACGGCCUUGGGUAGCAGGCUGGGAAGUCAUUGAGCCGGGGGUUUCCGCCGACCACCACGGUGCUAAACUACACCUCCAACCUCCCGAUGACCCAAUCUGUGUGAAAAAUCCAGCACAGGUGCAUCCCGCCAGCGACGCUGUUCGUCGGCGCACGGAGGAACUUCUUGAGGCCUUUUCGAAGAAGAUAUCGCAGUCCGAUGUCACGGCCACGCAACUGGCGCUCUGGUGGGAUGAAGUCAAACUUACCAUUGUCAAGGCUACUCUCAACACGAUUAAGGAACGCCGGCGGCGGCAGCGCAACUCUUCGGCAAAAAUUGCGCCGUCUCCGCAACCAGCAGGUGCGCCUUCAGGAACGCACGGCUGGGCAGGAACCUGGCCCGCGCGUCUGAGGCGGGCUAUUGCGGAGUGCCAGCGGGAACGGUCAUCGCUCCACCAACGCCGUCACUUCGCCGAUGCAACUUAUUGGGAUGGGAAGACGACGAAGGCUUUUUCUAAUCGUGUAUCGAGCAAAUUCUCGGACAACACGAUACGCCGGCUUGACCCAGUGCCUGGAGCGCCGGUGCGGGAUGUCCAC
This is a messenger RNA of Phytophthora sojae, 1089 nucleotides long. RefSeq lists its product as hypothetical. Lineage: Eukaryota; Oomycota; Peronosporomycetes; Peronosporales; Peronosporaceae. The annotation marks the transcript as partial. The transcript is spliced from 2 exons. The record is from RefSeq and is a predicted model, not a curated record.